CCAAGAUGGAGGCCAAGGGAUUGGCCUACCUUUGUGGGCGACUGGCAGCGGCCCUGCGAGCCCCCCGCGGCCUCGGGUUUGCUCUCAGUCAGUUUUACAAGAGUACCUCACAAGUCGCACCGGUUCACCAUUGUAGAUUUCUUCAUGUUUCUUCGUCAAGGAAAGGGCUGGAGGAAUUUUUUGAUGACCCCAAAAACUGGGGAGCGGAAACGGUCAAAUCGGGGGCUGCAUGGACCUGUGAACAAAUAAGAACCAAGAGUAAUGAAGAUUUACAUAAACUUUGGUACGUUCUUUUGAAAGAGAGAAACAUGCUUCUGACUUUAGAACAGGAGGCCAAGCGGCAGGUAUUACCAAUGCCAAGCCCGGAAAGAUUGGAAAAGGUGAUAGAGUCUAUGGAUGCAAUAGAUACAGUUGUUCAAGAAAGAGACCGGGCCCUGAGACUUUUGCAAACUGGGCAAGAAUAUCCACGACCGGGUGCCUGGAGGAGGAACAUAUUUGGACAGAUUAUUUGCCAGACCGGAAGUGACGUAGGGGCAUCUUCCCCACCGAAGGGCCCGCCUCAGGGCAGGGGAGCCAAGAUGGAGGCCAAGGGCUUGGCCUACCUCUGUGGGCAACUGGCAGCGGCCCUGCGCAAUUGA
Messenger RNA from Tachyglossus aculeatus (Australian echidna), 638 nucleotides. RefSeq names its product 39S ribosomal protein L47, mitochondrial-like. Gene Ontology annotation, molecular function: structural constituent of ribosome. Bases 6 to 638 code for a protein of 210 amino acids. Lineage: Eukaryota; Metazoa; Chordata; Mammalia; Monotremata; Tachyglossidae. Gene Ontology annotation, biological process: mitochondrial translation. The record is from RefSeq and is a predicted model, not a curated record. Gene Ontology annotation, cellular component: mitochondrial ribosome; mitochondrial large ribosomal subunit. The transcript is spliced from 6 exons.